Messenger RNA from Penicillium robsamsonii, 1407 nucleotides. Its product is annotated as IQ calmodulin-binding motif protein. Lineage: Eukaryota; Fungi; Ascomycota; Eurotiomycetes; Eurotiales; Aspergillaceae. Bases 1 to 1407 code for a protein of 468 amino acids. Gene Ontology annotation, molecular function: protein binding. The record is from RefSeq and is a predicted model, not a curated record. The transcript is spliced from 6 exons.
AUGACCCCCACCUGCAGGGCCGGGCUGGCUUCUAACCUCUCUAUGACCAAAAUCCUGGAGACUUCCAUUCCUUGUCAUGACGUCAUCGAGGAACGGGCCGCGCGAACAGUUCAGAGAAUCUAUCGUGGCUAUCGAACGCGACGAGAGCUGCAUGGUCUCGGUUUAGCUGCUUCCACUCGAUGGGUUGAGGCUUUUCAAGAAGCCCAGUGGCAUCAACUGCAUCAACCACCCGAGCUUCGUGUGGCACCCGGAAACGACGGUUUCGACCGAGCUCGUCGAAACUGGCAACGAGCGGUUAGUGUCGCGCGGCGCGUCGGCGGCGACGAUUGUGUCUCCGAAGUUUCGUCUUCCACGGGGAAUCGAGAAGAUAAUGCAGAGAUUGCAUCAGGGGCUACUGCAAAGAUGAUGGAUCUUCAAUACUUUCUCGAAAUUGUUGAUCUUAAACAUCGACACGGUAGCAAUCUGCGCUCGUACCACACCUAUUGGCGGAAUUCAUCAACAAACGAAAAUUUCUUCUAUUGGUUGGAUCAUGGUGAUGGAAAAAGCAUUGAGCUUCCAAAAUGCUCACGAGAAAGACUUGAGAAAGAACAAGUACGCUAUCUCACCCGCGAGGAACGUUUGAAUUAUAUGGUGACGGUAGACGAGGCUGGCCUCUUCCGGUGGGCCAAAAACAAUGAACCUGUGUGGACAACUACCGCACAUUUCAAAGAUAGUCUCCAGGGGAUUGUGAGAAUCAAGGAUGAUGUGCCUCAAUUCAGUGGAAACUCCAUAACCUUACAGCCAGAUUCCACCUCGGGCUCACCACCAUUGCCAUCGACACCAGCUUCUUCUUCUUCUUCUUCUUCUUCAUCAACAUUAUCAUCAUCAUUGUCAUCAAUAUCAACACCUGCAAGCCAGAGCUUUGACAGUGUCACCCCAAAUCAAGACCCGAAAUGUUUCACCGAUGAGUACAAAGCUACGAAGAUGAUAAAAAAGGUGAUGCACGCAAGCCCCGCUGCUGCAUUUAAGCGGCGCUUGGGCCAGUCCCCAGAGAAAGAAGAUAUGUGGUUAUUCGUUGCAGAUACUUCUUUUCGUUUGUACAUUGGCAUAAAGAAACCAGGCACCUUUCAACAUUCAUCCUUUCUUCGAGGUGCCCGUAUCGCAGCAGCUGGAAUGAUUAAGAUCAAACACGGCCAACUUCGAAGCCUGGCACCACUGAGUGGUCAUUAUCGCCCUCCAGCUGCCAAUUUCAGGGCAUUCCAUCACGCCCUACAGCAACAAGGUGUUGAUAUGUCCCAUGUUUCCAUGAGCAAGUCUUAUAUAAUGCAGGCUGGGAUUGAAGGUUACACAAAAACGAAACGAAAGGCGCGUGCCGUACAUAAGAAGCUUGGCAAUUCCAAGGAAAAGUUCCAUCAAUCCGAAGAAUGA